This is a messenger RNA of Penicillium atrosanguineum, 423 nucleotides long. RefSeq lists its product as uncharacterized. Lineage: Eukaryota; Fungi; Ascomycota; Eurotiomycetes; Eurotiales; Aspergillaceae. The transcript is spliced from 3 exons. Bases 1 to 423 code for a protein of 140 amino acids. The record is from RefSeq and is a predicted model, not a curated record.
AUGCCGAUUCGCUGGACCGCAGAUGCUGACCAAACUCUUCUUCUGAAGAUUUUGGAGACCCAAGACCUGAUCGUUGACUUCGUCAAAGUCGCAGCCGCAUGGCCCGGACCCGCCGAAAGCCGACCCACCCCUCGUGCAAUCAAGGAACGCCUCUUCAAAAUCAAAGAAAAUGCCAGAGAUACUACCGGUCUCGCGCAGCCAAGCCCCUCGCCCCGCAAAGGACGAAAGCCUGCCACAAAGUCGACUACGCCCAAGAAGGCCGGCGUGAAGCGCAAGCGUGUAUCCACGCCAUCCCCCAUCUUCACUGAGGAUGAGGGAAAAUAUAUUGCGGAGGAUACCCUGGAGUAUGAGAGCCUUGACCAGCGGGUAAAGCCCACUGAGACCAGUCGCGAUGUUGAGGAAGACUCAGAUGGCGAGGUUUAA